This is a messenger RNA of Hypomesus transpacificus, 1717 nucleotides long. RefSeq names its product osteocrin (gene ostn). Gene Ontology annotation, biological process: hormone-mediated signaling pathway. Lineage: Eukaryota; Metazoa; Chordata; Actinopteri; Osmeriformes; Osmeridae. Gene Ontology annotation, molecular function: signaling receptor binding. The record is from RefSeq and is a predicted model, not a curated record. The coding region runs from base 407 to 808 and encodes 133 amino acids. The transcript is spliced from 5 exons.
GGCACCACAUCCCCAGUCGUCGGCUGAGUAAGAGCUGGCUUUAUCAUCUUUCCAUGGGAACCUAACUCCGCUGCCCUGUAAAGGAGGGGGUGCAGGGAGAUGGGUGAAGUGAGGUGCUGUUGGGAAUGGUAGUUUCCCUGCAGGCUGCUCCCCGGAGCUCCCAUUAGCAGGUAAUGGUCCAGCCGGAGCACGCGGGAGGAGAACAUUUAGGGCAAGGAGCAGUGGAAAACCAAGAGAAAUGAUGUCAGAGGCAUCGCGACCACCGAUUGGAGUGGAGAUUCCUGAGGAGAGCCUAUAAAGCCAGGAAAGUCAACAUCAGGAACAAGCAAAGGGAAGGGAAAAGUGGAACGUGAGAAAUUCAAGGAACUUUCAGCAGCCUGUGUGGGUGAUCAAGACUUGACAAAAGAUGCUGGACUGCAGUUGUCUGCUUCUAUCCUGUCUUCUGAGCAUGACCCUGUUCCAGUGCAGUGUUGACAGCCUGCGGUUGAGCCAGGAGAGUCCAGAGUAUCUUGACCGGAUGGCUCUGGAGGACUCCGUCCCACAGCAGGUCUUCUCCAGUGAAGGGAAGGCGGUGCUGACGGCCAAACUCCUGCUUCUGGACCACAUGACCCGUCUGGAGAACGAGGUCAUUGAACCCAAGAGGAAGAGAAGCUUCCCAGGGUCCAACACUCCACUGGAUCGCCUCUCCAUAAGCACCAUGGAUCCUAAGGGCUCUAAGCAGAGGAAAGUGGUAGAGCUACCGAGAAGAAGAGUCAGUGUUCCCAUCGACAGGAUUGGAGUAGGUCGUCUACCCAGCAGCCGGGGGUAGAGUGCUCGUGCGAGAGCCCCUGAUCUAGAUAGGGUAGCCAUCACAGAAGGAUUAUGCAUGUUAGGCACACAGCCUCACACACAGCCUCACACACAGCCUCACACACAGCCUCACACACAGCCUCACACACAGCCUCACACACACCCCCCUGCCUCCUACUUCCAUCAGCCUACAUAUAUUUUUGGGCAGAAAUUACCCCCACUCCCUGCUCACCACCACACAUACACCACUCCUUCAGAUACAACUGAUAAAAACAGAUCAAUAAAAUACCAUAUAAGCACACAGACAUAACUUCCAUCACACCUUUAGGUCACACAAGACUUGCUUUAUGUAGUUCAUGCACACAUGGUCUGUUCACUUUGACUGGAGGCUGAUUGAGUGGCAAUGGCCUUGACAAUAAACUGUAUGACUAAACUGCCUUAGUUGUUUUGACAAAGUCUGUUUUCAUUUACUGAUGAUAGUGUACACAUUAAAAGAAAAUUUAAUAUAAUUGUCGGAUAACACAGGUCGAUAUUUUGGAACCGUCGAAUGCUUUUGGAAACAAUAUAACGCUGCAGCAAAGGCUUCGGGCAUAUGAAAAUAAAUUGGUAUCUUGCUCAUGCACUUUAUCUGGAAGUGGAGGACACUGGCUCCAUCAUGUGGGUAGAAUCAUUCAAUAUCUGAGUCAUAUGUCUGCCCUUUAACCAAUCAGGGGCUCAAUCUGAGUCAUGUGUCUGCCCUUUAACCAAUCAGGGGCUCAAUGCUACACAGGUUGUGCGAACAAAAACAUGAGUAUAAUGGAGAGAUGAUGACAACUACAGAGGCAAAAAUGGAAGUCGCUGAUGUAGAGAUAAAAACAAAAUGGAGAAACUCUGAAUCCCCAUUGGCGUCCCGUGCCACCCUCCAUCAUUCCCCUCCCUCCAUCCCUCU